UCGACGGCGGCGUGGCCGAUAAGGCCGAGGAGGGGCGGAGGGGCGGGGACAGCAGCUGUAAUCAGGCCGCGCAGCAGAGCCUGGCAGAGCAGCGCAGGUGCACCUCACCUCGGCCAGUCCUCAGAGUCCUCCCCACACCGGCGGUCAGCUGAUAGCCGCUCAGGAACCCGCCCGCACCGGCCGACACACGGACCACGACGCCAGCCACCAUGAACAUGGACACGACCCCCAUGCCCAUGGACAUGAGCACCCCGAUGGACAUGAGCGGGGGUAGCGGGAGCCACAUGAUGAUGAAAAUGUGGUUCCACGGCGGCACCAUGGAGAUGGUCGUGUUCGACUUCUGGAAGGUGACCGACGACGGAAGCAUGGCGUACUCGUGGUUCAUCAUCUUCGUCCUCGCCUUCCUGUACGAGGGCCUCAAGUACUACAGGGACUACCUGUACGGGAGGCACGCGCGGAACUCGGCCCUGCAGGCCGCCCGGGACACCAGCAGACUGGCACUCGACAAGAACGCCGACCUCCACAAGAGCUGGAGCGGGACCGUGUUCACCCCCUUCCACUUGCUCCAGACCUUCCUGCACGCUCUGCAGUACUUUGUGUCCUACCUUCUCAUGCUCAUCUUUAUGACGUACAACUCGUGGCUGUGCUUGGCCGUCAUACUCGGCGGCUCCUGUGGCUUCUUCUUCUUCGGCUGGAAGAAGGAGAGCUCCAUCGACAUCACCGAGCACUGUCAUUAAAUCGACUUUGGAGCCACAGAAUUGAAUUUAUCUCUGCUGCAAAGUGGCUUAACAUACAUAAUAACAAAUACCUCCCAAAGUUGGAUUGUGUAAAUAAAGUUGAAGGAGGACAAACAAA
Frankliniella occidentalis (western flower thrips) is the source of this 855-nucleotide messenger RNA. Its product is annotated as high affinity copper uptake protein 1-like. Bases 210 to 737 code for a protein of 175 amino acids. Lineage: Eukaryota; Metazoa; Arthropoda; Insecta; Thysanoptera; Thripidae. The record is from RefSeq and is a predicted model, not a curated record. The transcript has 5 exons. Gene Ontology annotation, molecular function: copper ion transmembrane transporter activity. Gene Ontology annotation, cellular component: membrane. Gene Ontology annotation, biological process: copper ion transmembrane transport.